Messenger RNA from Coccidioides immitis RS, 1370 nucleotides. RefSeq lists its product as uncharacterized. Lineage: Eukaryota; Fungi; Ascomycota; Eurotiomycetes; Onygenales; Onygenaceae. The transcript has 3 exons. The record is from RefSeq and is a predicted model, not a curated record. The coding region runs from base 170 to 967 and encodes 265 amino acids.
UUUUUUUUUUUUUUUUUUUUUUUUUUUUUGUUGACAGCUUUACCACGUCCUGUUCCCCUUGAGAAAUCCGUCUUUGCUCCUGUUUCUUUUCAAUUCUCGACCUCUCCUUUCAUAAUUGCUGUUGAACUGGUUUCGUUCGGUCUGUCGAGUACACUCAGUCCAAUUCGUCAUGGCAGCUCCCCGUUCUACAUCGCUGCGUGCUCUGCGCCUCCUUUCCCAACAAAAUUCCUCAGCUCCAGCUUCUACUCUGGCCUCAAUGGCCCCGUUCCGCCGCUUUCUGCACAUUACCGGAGCCUAUUCCGCUCAACCAGCCUCUGGACCUGAUGUCACGUCAAUCUACCGUGCAAGAAGCGUUGCAGACCUGAGAGCUGAGUGCGAGAGGAGGAAUCUCCGGGCCGGGGGGAGUAAGGCUGAGCUUGUGGAUCGCCUUGCAAAUCAUGAUUUCCUCCAAACAAGGGCAUUCAGCAUCGCGAUGAAGCGGAUCGAUGGCCCUGCGUUUGGACGAAGCUCUGAACGACAAUUCAACACAUCCCGUGGCAGCAAGGCUGUCAACGAUUCAUCUCCUGUUGACUUUGUCUUCAUGCCCAGAAACCUCGAAGCCGAAACGGCCGCCACCUCGGGUUUUCCUCGUAUGCCGGUUCCUCCAGAUGCGUAUGCCCACUUCGAAGCAGCGGGCGCCAGCGGCACCUUGCCCAUGAAGCCUCAGAUCUAUAGCAUUGGUGGCGCUUCAUCAGACGGCAGUGAACCAAGCCCAAUGGCUGAGGUGGUGGACAACUAUGCACUCGAGAUCAACCCGUACAAUCUCACAGAGACCGUUAAUAGGUCAAGACUAGCCGCAUCCUCACUGGAUGCGGCUAAGAGUCAAGAAAGCGCAAUAGGAGUAAAGGGGAUGAUAAAAGGGUUAUGGAAUGCGAUGUUGGACGAUGCCCUUGGCCCCAAACAAAAUUCGAAUACCCAGUCAAGAUGAUUCUCCUUUUAUUUCUCCCCUUUCUCCCUCCAUGACUCCACCGGAUGGUCCGAGUGUUUGAUGGACAUGGACGUCUUUUAUACAUUAAAAAACGCUGCUUUGGAGUGGUCGCAUCGUCCAUUGACGGUGCUGUACCUCCUUGCCCCCCCAGCUCUUUACUUGCAUUGUCAAGUUUUUGGUAUAGUUGACACUAUAUUCAGUUCGUUUCCAUUUCUGCAUAAGUAUACUAUCAAUACUGCUUGUUUAAUGUUAUCUGAUCCCGAGCCGGGGAACAUUUUGAACAUGAAGCGAGACUGGGCAGGUCUUAAAGUUUGGUCCUUCAGACCCCACCCCGUGUCCCUUUUUGCUUCUUUAGAAGAUAAAUAUUUUUUGCCUCACGAAGAUGUGUUUGGGCCCAUUAUCG